AUGUUGUCCGCUACCAGAUCAUGGACGACGGCAGCAUUGCUAAUGCUCGGGGCGAAGGAGGCGUUCGCGGGUGCUCUUCACCAGGAGGACUAUCCAAUCUCCUACAGUAACACAUCUACCAAAGAUCAUCACACUGUUGUCGAUUCAACCACCACGACUACGACUGAGUGUAUUGACAGCACCGUCAUAUUCAGCACCACCAGCACAUGUACCAUCAUUGAUACAUUGACCACCACCAUACCCACCACCACUACCGGUACCACAACCGUCACUGUACCGACCACCAUCAUUGAUACAGUGACCAACACGGAUACCACCACCAGUGUCGGUACGACAACCAUCAUCGUGGUCACUACUGUACCAACGACGGUCACGGAGUACGCACCCACCACGACCACGUUGCCGACGACUAUCACAAUCCCCAAGCAAUACACCCAGUUCACGACGAUCACUUCGAUUGAUGAAUGUCCGACAACAUGCAGUAUCUACGCCGGCACGGUCGACGUCUUCUUCUGGCCGACCAGCGACAACUACACGUAUCCGUCCACAUAUGUCCAACCAGGGAUCGAUUACACCUUCACAUCACCGUCGAUAUACAUGCUCAUCCCUACCAUGUACGGCACCAACUCCCUCGGCCGUGCCGGGCCCUCGGCCAGCAACACCAUCUGGCCCUUCGACCUGGAUGAGGUAUCGACCUUCCUUCCGGGCGGCACGUCGGCGUCGGCGCAGCUCACGCUCGAUGACCUGUACACGGACUGCCCGAAGUCAGCCGACGCGUCACAAAUCUUGACCAUGGUGGACCCGCACUGUGACCCAAUACUCGUGGCCCCCGACGCCAUUAAGGCGUGGGCGCAGCCUUGCAACGCCUGCGGCCAGUUCGGACUGUUCGACCCACCGUACGCGGUGCCGACGCUGACGGGGCUGAUCCCCGUCACGACGACGACCGAGGCUACGACGGCAUCCCCGGCGCCAACUACUACUGUUGUGCCGGUGACGACUACCUCUGUUGCCGAGACUACUACACCUACUUCUGUGGCCGAGACCACCUCAGUUCCGGAGACCACGUCUGUCGCGGAGACUACCUCUGUUGCGGAGACUACUACACCAACCACGGCUGCUGGGGAGACGACUACCCCGACCACCGCUCCUGCGGGGACGACUAUUUCCCCGACCACAGCCGCGGACACGACGUCAGCCGUGACGACCGUCGGGUCGAAUGGCGUGACGUCGGUGAUCUACCUGCACAACGGCACUCCCGUCGGUACCAGCAUCGUGGCUACAGCGACGGCGACGACCGCAGAGACAACCGCCGCAUCAACGGGCGGCGAGGGUGCCUCGACGACCGGUGGUGCCGAGACUGGCUCGUCGACUGGCGGUGAUACAACUACGGUAACCGGUAGUGAAACAUCCACUGGUGCGGGUGCCACCGCGACCGAUGGCACGUCCACGACAGAUGCCACCGCAACCGAUGGGGCAUCCACGACAGGCGCGUCCGCGACGGGUGGUGAAACUUCCCCAGGUGCCACGACCGCCGACCCUGGCUCGUCCACCGCCGCUACCACCAGCACAGACGCAUCAUCCACGGCCUCGUCGACGACAGAUGGGACCACCGCUUCCUCGUCGGCGUCUUCGACCGAUCCGGCCUCCACCGGCGCAGCCGGAAGACUGACCCCCCGCGGAUGCGCUGGUGUAUUGGCCGGACUGUUGGUGUCGGCGUGCUUGUUAUAG
Molecule: messenger RNA, 1728 nt
Organism: Anthostomella pinea
Lineage: Eukaryota; Fungi; Ascomycota; Sordariomycetes; Xylariales; Xylariaceae
Source: the annotation of a GenBank genome assembly